AUGGUGGCUGUCAUGUGUGAGUUAAGAGCUGAACACAACAAAGAAGAACAGGAGAGAGAACAGAAGAAACUUCCGAGAAUCAAGGCUCAGGAGAGUGAAGAAUGUAGAGAGGAUGAAAGGAGCAUUGAAGCUCAUAUCAAUGAAAUGUCUACAGAGAUGCUUAAGGUACACCCAGAUCUGAACUCUUUAAAGGAGAGAAUGAGACGAACCUAUGCAUACCGAAAGACCUUCAUGGCAACUGCCAAGGCAGAGGAAAUCAUCGAAAAGUUUCCCGCACUGAAGCUUCCUAAAAUACUUCUGUGGGAGAUGAAGGAGCAAUUCCUUGUAGAAGCUGAUCGCAGAAUGGUCACAGAGCUGGAUCGAAUGGCAACGAAGAUGGUUCAAAGAGCAUCUAUGUGUGACCUAAAGGACUGCUGCCAGAGGGCAAUCAAUGCCUGCCUGGAUGAUUCAGUAAGACGAGGACUCAUUAGGGAUGCAGCAAUUCUACUGCUGCCUUCCAUUUUCAGAGAGGACUCAUCCUUUCUAUACACUCUACUGGAGGAGCCAAGCGUGCCUACUCCAGCAAUCAUGCUCCAUAACACACACGAGGGGAACCCUUUGCAGGCACAAAGGAUAACCCUAUACCUGGAUGGUAUACAGGUUUUGACUGAGGACAGCAGCAUGGACAAAUCAUAUGCUAUGAGUGCAUUAAUGUCACUCUAUUUUGUUUUUGCUGUCCAGUACCCAAAGGAACUGAGAAAAACUCUUAUUUUCAUUGAAAGAUUUGUGUUGGGGAUCAAGGACCACAGUGUUGUACCCAUUUCAGUGAAGAGACUAUACAACUGUGUCGGAAGUGGGGAGUAGUGAGUAGAUGUGUUGCAGCAUGGGAUUUCAUGCUUUAUGUUCUUGUUAAUGGUCAAAUUCCUGCUGCUGCCCUUUGUUUGUACAUACUGAUAAAAAAAAAAAGUCCCUUAUUUAAUACA
This is a messenger RNA of Nerophis lumbriciformis (worm pipefish), 962 nucleotides long. RefSeq lists its product as uncharacterized. The record is from RefSeq and is a predicted model, not a curated record. Lineage: Eukaryota; Metazoa; Chordata; Actinopteri; Syngnathiformes; Syngnathidae.